Messenger RNA from Hippoglossus stenolepis (Pacific halibut), 2804 nucleotides. RefSeq names its product inter-alpha-trypsin inhibitor heavy chain H3-like. The transcript has 22 exons. The record is from RefSeq and is a predicted model, not a curated record. Bases 40 to 2727 code for a protein of 895 amino acids. Lineage: Eukaryota; Metazoa; Chordata; Actinopteri; Pleuronectiformes; Pleuronectidae.
UCCAGCUUUCUGGUUUGCACUCUGGUGGGAGAGGUUAUCAUGGAGAGAGCUGUGGUGUACGUCACCCUCUUUGGGCUGCUGCUGGCUUUGGUUACCACUCUGCCAAUCAAAGAGGACUGGGACAUCUACAGCUUUCACAUCAACUCCACAGUGACCAGUCGUUAUGCCACCACUGUCAUUACAAGCCGUGUGGCCAAUCGCAUGGACGAGUCCAAGGAAAUAGAGUUCCACGUCCGGAUUCCCAAGAAUGCCUUCAUCAGUAAAUUCAGAAUGUUUAUUGAUGGGCAGCUGUACGAUGGUGCUGUGAAAGCAAAGGAGCAAGCUCAGCAAGAGUACACUGACGCUGUGUCCCGUGGCCAGAGCGCUGGGAUUGUCAGUUCUGUUGGGAGGACCCUGGAGGAAUUUAAGACUUCUGUGACUGUAGCUCCUCACAAAAAGGUGACCUUUGAACUCACAUACGAGGAGCUGCUGAAACGCCGGAUCGGCAAGUACGAGCUGCAAAUCCACGCUCGCCCCAUGCAGCCUGUCAAAGACUUCAAGGUGGAUGUGUAUAUUCACGAGAAAGCCGGCAUCAGUUUCAUUAACGUUCAAGGAGGACUGAGCACCAAAAACCUGGCUAAUGCCAUCACCAAAACACAUGCAGAUAAACAGGCGUGGGUGUAUUUCUACCCCACCGAGGACCAACAGAAAACAUGUGACAGCUGUGGAGAGCAGGGUAUGAAUGGAGAUCUGGUUGUUGUGUAUGAUGUGAACAGAAAGGCCUCGAUUGGAGACAUUAAGAAAAGUUCGGAUGGGUACUUUGUUCAUCACUUCGCUCCAUCUAAUCUUACCCGAAUAUCCAAGAACGUCGUCUUCAUUAUUGAUCAAAGUGGCUCCAUGAGUGGCAGAAAAAUUCAACAGACGAGAAUAGCAUUACUCCAUAUCUUGAGUGACCUGGCAGAAGACGACUACUUUGGUCUCAUCACCUUUGACGGCGAAAUCUUUCACUGGAAACGAGAACUUGUUCAGGCCAGCAAGGAAAACCUGGAUGGUGCCAAGGAAUUUGUACAGCGUAUAAACGAUAGAGGAGCCACGGACAUUAACCUGGCAGUGUUGGAAGGGGCCCGUAUGCUGAAUGCACAUCCCAGAGAAGGUUCAGCAUCGAUCCUGAUACUUCUCACUGACGGAGACCCAACUUCAGGUGUGACAAAUCUGGGAAGAAUAAAGUCAAAUGUAAAGGAGGCCAUUGCAGGCAAAUUCCCACUCUACUGUCUUGGUUUUGGUUAUGAUGUCAACUUUGAGUUCCUGAAGACGAUGUCGCUGCAGAACGAUGGUGUGGCGCGGCGGAUCUAUGACGACUCUGAUGCUGAUUUACAGCUGAGGGGUUUCUAUGUAGAGGUGGCCACUCCUCUGCUGACAGAUGUGACAAUGAUAUAUUUGGGUGGGACCAAUUUAACCCAGACUAACUUCAGCCAGUAUUAUGAUGGUUCUGAGAUCGUGGUGGCCGGUCAGAUCACUGACAACAACGUUGAAACCUUUAUUCCACAAGUUGUGGCCCUCUCUCGGAAUAGCAAGGUGACGUUUUCGGAAACAAACAUCACUGAAAUAGUGUCUGACGACCUCAUCCAGAGGGUUUGGGCCUACCUCACAGUCAAACAGCUUCUGGAGAAAGAGCUGCAGUUGUCUGGACCGGAGAAGGACAAAGUGAAGGAGGUGGCCUUGGAGCUGUCGCUGAAGUACAGCUUUGUGACCCCACUUACAUCCAUGGUGGUCACCAAGCCUCCAGGAGAGAGCACAGAUGUGCUUCAUAAACCAAAGGAAGGUGGUACACACACAAACCCACAGAGGGGUUCUGGAUUAGGUCUUGCAGGAGGUUCUGCAGGAGGUUCUCAUAGCUUCUUGACGACAAGUGCUAUCAUUCAACAAGCCCCCAGUAUUGUUAUGCACUCUGGAGCAGCUGGUCGCCUCCACGAUGACAGUCACAGAAGGAAAAUAUACCCUGAUUUUGGGAUGAUGCCAACUGCCGUCGAAAUGUUUUACGAAAUGGAAGAUGACGAUUUGUCUACAGUCCAUUUUCCUCCUACAAUUGUGACAGCUACUGCUCCUACUACUACUGCUACUGCUCCUCUUUCUCACAGGUUUUUGCUGAAAGCUGAAAAUCAGUCUAUUCCACUGUGCUUUGACAUCACUGGAAAUGAACGGCUUAAACUACUUCACAGUCCCAGCAGGGAGCUGUCUGUGAACGGUGAGCUGGACUCAGUUGCAGAUGGGGGCUUCACAAAGAUCGUCAUCCGCGUCAAAGCUGACCUGUACAUUGACAUUGACGUCAAUAACAUCAUUGUACGAGAUGGACAGACACUGACACCCCACACUGGAGAGGAGCUCAUCACAGCUGGAAGUGUGACGGUGAUUAAACGGAACAAGGAAGUCGAUGUCGCUACUGGGGACAUACGAAUUGUCAUCUUACUUCAUGAGAGACACGGUGAAAAAUUCCUGUGGCCGGUUUUAAGGCAGCAUCCAUCUGACAACAGCAUUGAAGGAAUUUUAGCUCUGAAACCUGCGGUUUAUGAGGAGCUGCAGCAAACUCCCUCUUCCAGGCUUAAGAUCAAUGAGCAGGAGGUGGAUGUGGACAGAUCCGGUGCUGUUGACUACAGUAUUGUCUCUCGCCCUACACUGGGUUGCUGGCUUGUCUCUGCCGAUGCUGCCCUGCAGAGACCCCUGGAUGACUUCAUCGUCGCACAGCUUUAAGUGAGAGCGACGCUGUAUCUCUUGAGAAGAUCAUCCACCUGUUAUACUCAACAUAAAUGAAUAAAUAGUGUCCCAGA